CUUUGAAUGAUGUAUGCAUGAAAAUAUUAUAUCGAUGAAAUGUCCCCUUCAUUUGUAAAUAGCCCCACAAAAGGGAAAUUUCCAUGGCUUAACAACACUGCUUGGAAACAUAAACAAAGUGGCAAAAAUUGGCAGAAACUAUAAAAUGAAGUGAAGUGAAUUACAAAAUAUGCGGCAUUCCAAAAGUUUACGUGCGGUCAUAAAAGCGAGCUACGUAUGUUGCUACGAAGCUCUGCAAUUGUUUAUUUGUGCACAAGUUGGAGCGAUUUGCAAUGGCUUGGAUAAUAAGUGUAACCCCGCUACCUGAUCGUCCUCGCCAGCGAUAUGCUCGAAAAAGACACACCCUGCUAUUUCAAGGAUCAACGCGAAGCAAGCGCAUUUCGCUUUACCUCCAUUGCCCCAUCCAGCCUCAAUACGGUUCGUUUAAACUUACACCACUCACAGUGAAGAAGAGAAGAAGGAUGCAACCGGCAAGGAUACUAAUUCUAAUUCGGUUUCUAUAUUCCCAACAGAGAACUACGAUCCCAUCACAACGCCAUCAACUCCAGAAUCGGCAUCAAAUAAUGCAAUCGCUUUGCAGUGCAUGAAUGCAGCAGAAGCCAUUACCCCUAUCCGCUAAUGUGACGCAAUGUUAAAGUGCAGAGUACAUGUACGAAGCUCAUAUAGUUGUAAGC
Messenger RNA from Rhagoletis pomonella (apple maggot), 674 nucleotides. RefSeq lists its product as uncharacterized. Lineage: Eukaryota; Metazoa; Arthropoda; Insecta; Diptera; Tephritidae. The transcript has 4 exons. The record is from RefSeq and is a predicted model, not a curated record. Bases 273 to 587 code for a protein of 104 amino acids.